GGCGUUCGCUAUCGCAAUUAACUCGUAUAAGUGGUAUCAAGAGGCUUUUAAUUAACGACACGCCAGGACCGUACCUGUAUCGACUUGUAUGUACGAGUUAGACAGAAGCGUCUCUUCGGAAUCCUCGUGGACGAACGUUUAUCUUAUCCAUGGCGGCAAUCAUCAAACGACGUCGGGCCAUUCGUCUUAAUGCAGUUUUCAUGUCGAAUCCUGACUCUUCGGGAUUAUACGUAUAGGUAUAAUGGUCGCGGUCGAAUUAUCUAUUCCUGGAAGGAUCGUUCGGGAUCUCGAGGAAAACAUGGGAUCCCUGGGUGGCGACACCAGUCUCGACAGAGUCAUGGCGAAUUGUCUCCGUGCGUGCCCUCACUGCUGUCAGACUGUAGAGGGAGAAAAAAUAGAAGACAGCACGUUAUCUUGCUGCCUAGCCUUUGUUGACAGUCGGAUCUGGCUUACCGAGAAUCGUAAAAUAAUAACCUAGGUGUGCGUUGCACUAGAAGUAUCGACGGGGUUGUCUUCGCUCGUUUUCUACUGGGAAUUUUCUUGGAUACCUGGGAUUCUUAUAGAAUGGAUCUCCGUGAAUGUAUGAGGUGCCUUCGCGUGGGUUACGGUUAUUACGGCCCUGGAACACACUGGAUUCUCUACCUUAACAGGGAAGCUGAGUUCCCCGGUGAAGACCUGGUAUACAGGUAUCCCCAGUAUCUUUUUCUUCCGCUGGUCACUUCGACAGUCCGGAUGCCUGCAGGGCCCUUGAGUCGGAAUCUUUGAGACGUUAUUAAGGCCGCAUUAAGACGGCAUUGUUCUCCUCGGCGUCUACGGAGCGCGUCCAUUAAAACCAGAUACGUAUAAAGGACGGCUGUCAGGCAGCGUGAAUUAGGAAUAUCUAGAUGAACAGCUUGACAUUCACAAAAGGACUUGGGAUAUAAUUAAACGAAAAUAACUCCGACUCCACGGCAGAUUUUGCCUUUCGAAACGGUUUGAGUACCGUGGCAUUCUGCCCGUUGGACAAGCGAGAGAGAACGAAGAGGAGAAGGACGUCCGGUGUUAGGAUCAAAGAACCUUUAUCCACGUGAAUAACAGAAGACGGAGGUCAGGAUCGUCGUAGCAGACGUACCGUACAGGAUUCUGAUUCCCCUAUCGAAUCGUACAAUUAGCAGUUAAAUGAUCCACAGAGAUUUUCACCAUCAAAAGUCUUUGGUAAAUCAAAUGGAAACUCAAUAAUUCACAUCGGCCGAGCUCAGUCGACCAAGACAUAAAUCCUUGACCAGUGCUUACCUUGGUACCUAGGAGUGCAAAGAGAAGAUAUAGUAAUAUCGUACCGGGUGGUCGCUACUCACUGCUCGGUAUCAACAUCAAAGAGGGCCGCUAUCGUUCUCCACGUGAUCUCCCCCCUUCGCUCUCGUCUUACAAAUGAAAGGAUUAACCUUACACGAGGAGUACCAAGCACGACAAACGACCCAGAGGGGAUCAGCCGGCUACGCUUGUGUACGUCAUUGCCAUUGGACCUGGUUGACAGACACGUAUAGCUACUCGAAUGAUCUUUACAUUACUUGGCCUCAUUAAGCAAUGACGUUAUGUAACAUAUAAUGGAGCCGCGUCCUGGCUACGUAUCCCGGUGAGCCCAGUCCCUUCGUCUUGGCCUUCUGGGCGGGUUCGACGGUUAAGAAUGGAAGAUUCUUCAGUCUGACAGUGAGGAUCCCCGGCAACGUGUAAUUUUGGGGCCUUCCGGGAAUAGACAGAGCAUAAUUGACAGUGGCGGCCGAUGGCGCAUCUUGAAGGAGGAGGAAGGGCCUCGAUUUCUUGGCUCGAAUGUUCCUAACCUCCGAGCGGCCAAUCUUUAUGUAAUUGACGUGGCCGAUGCUUCGACCGGAUGUGGCUACCGCCAUCUUGCGAUCAUCCGUGGGGACACGCUAUUUAGAUCGAUGCUUUCUGGAACGACUUUUCGAUGGACCCAAAAGGACUUGAGGAGGACGCGAAUGAGAUCUAGAGGGGCGAACUUACCUUUUCAUGAUUCGAGACUUCAGACCACGCUCGCAGCUUUCAUGCCUCUGGUCCAUUACAACUGCUCCAGACACUUGAGGUUCUUCCUUUGUGCCGUAUUUGCUCCUGUCUGUUCGGAACACGUUGCAAUGCAGAUACCAGCGUGCAAGCCACUUUGUCUUUCCGUUAGAAGAGACUGUGAACCCGCCUUAACUACUCUUACCCUGCCCUGGCCACAUAUGCUGGAUUGCGAACGAUUUCCGGAUAACGGAAAUACUCUGUGCGUUCAACCGCCGCCGGAAGAAACGCUACCGGAAACCGCACCACCAGCUCUGCCACCGGUGCAGCAACAGUGGCCGGUAGUGCAGCCGAUUCAGCCGAUACAAUCGAUGCAACCGGCACGAAUCAAUCAGCAUCACCAAUGUCCUCCGCACUUCGUCCAGACGCCCUUUGUCGACACGAUAUCCUGCGCUCCGCGUUGCGGUGCUGAUGCCUAUUAUCGUGCCGAAGACAAAAGAUUUGCCGAGCGUUGGAUGACCGGAUGGGCAUGGCUGUGCUUCUUGUCGACUCUCUUCACAUUGCUGACCUUCUGGGUGGAACCUUCCAGGUUCCGUUAUCCAGAAAGACCAAUAGUAUUCUUGGCAUUGUGCUACAACCUCCUCUCCGUCGCUUAUAUUAUACGCGGAGCAGUUGGUCCAGAGAACUUGAGCUGCGCCAGUCAGACAGAUGGUCCUAGUUACGUACCUGUCCACGAUGGUCUCAGAAGCAUUCCCUGCACUAUAUGGUGGCUGGCUAGACAUUACCUGGGAUUAGCCAGCAGCGCCUGGUGGGCUGUCCUAUGCGGCUGUUGGCUGCUUAGUGCGAGAAACGAGUGGAGCAGCGAGGCUCUUCAUAAUAUUGCUCCUUAUUUACAUGCCACUGCCUGGGGCGUACCGAUUCUCUUAACUGGAGGUAGUCUCAUAUCUCGGAACGUUGCUGCGGAUGAGCUAACUGGUCUUUGCCAGGUGUCCGAAGAGUCUGCACUGUGGCUCGAGGUACUCCCACAUGCCACGCUUUUACUCCUGGGAUGCAUCUUCGCCAGUGUAGCUGGAACUGCUUUAGUUCGCGUACGUAGAGCAGUGCGCUCAGCUGGUCGUAGCGCUACCAAACUCGAGCGGCUUAUGACUAGAUUAGGAAUUUUUGCGUUGCUCUACGCAUUGCCAGCCUUCGGAGGACUCGCCUGUAUCCUUCAUGAAUCCUCUGUGAGACCAAGAUGGCGGACUUUGGCUCUCUUGGCUGCGUUAGAUUGUAGAGCAGCACAGAAUUGCGAUCCCGGGCCGGUUUACAGAGCUGCUGGACUUGAGGUAGCUUUACUCAGGUUGUUCCUGUCCCUCGUCGUUGGGGUUACUUCUGGAAUGUGGGUCUGGUCUGGGAAAACUUGUAGAGCAUGGAGUAGACUGCUCGCUGCACCAACUAAACCCCUUAGGCCACCCCAGGUCAUGCAGCCUCUUGGACAUAAUAUGUUUCAAGGGUACAAACCAGAUACUAAUAACAUGGCGUGAACGAAUAUUAAUGAUAUUUGUUCUUUUGUUUUUGGUGUAUACUCCUUAUCAUGGCAUUUUACCCUAUGUAUUAACUGGUGCACGUUUAAGACACUUUUCUGGUACUUCCUGUACUAUAUCUUUGACUUGCUGUUUCUGGUUCUUUGAUACAAUCUUUUGACAGAACGGUGCACUUGAGAAGAUUAAUUUAUUUAUGUAUUUAGUCGACAUUGUUUUGUAUAUCGUGUACAAUUUGUGGCGGGUACUCUUAUGAGUUUGAUUGAGAAAAUUAGGAUGAUUUUUUUUUUAUGAAGAAUAUGCCGUUUAUACUUGACCACAAUUAAUGAAAUGUUUGGCUUAUAAGAUCACUGUAAAUAAAACUGUAAAUAUUGUAAAUGAAUGGUUAAAGUCACAGAAGCAACACUUAAAAAGUGCUCAUGACAAUUUAAAUAUCUCUAUGCGUAGGAUGCUGUAGUCUUAAGGUUUUGUACAAACAAUACUAUUUUAUAUGAUACAAUAAAAAUAUGUUUUUAUAGAA
Cephus cinctus (wheat stem sawfly) is the source of this 4035-nucleotide messenger RNA. Its product is annotated as frizzled-9. Gene Ontology annotation, biological process: non-canonical Wnt signaling pathway; canonical Wnt signaling pathway. NCBI's taxonomy places the organism in Eukaryota, Metazoa, Arthropoda, Insecta, Hymenoptera, Cephidae. Gene Ontology annotation, molecular function: Wnt receptor activity; Wnt-protein binding. The record is from RefSeq and is a predicted model, not a curated record. Bases 1920 to 3518 code for a protein of 532 amino acids. Gene Ontology annotation, cellular component: plasma membrane. The transcript has 12 exons.